This is a messenger RNA of Podarcis lilfordi (Lilford's wall lizard), 17940 nucleotides long. Lineage: Eukaryota; Metazoa; Chordata; Lepidosauria; Squamata; Lacertidae. The record is from the annotation of a GenBank genome assembly.
ACAGCCGUGGCGGAAGUGACGCGUCGACGGGGAGGAGGCGAGAGAGGGAGGAAGGAAAGGCUCUCCAGCUGUGGGGAGAAUGUCUGGGGGGUUGUCCGGGUCCGAGGCCGCCCCGCUCCCCCCGGGCUUCGCCAAGAGGAUUUUGGUGACCGGCGGCGCGGGCUUCAUGUAAAUUCCCGCCUGGGUUGGGGUUUUUUUUUUGGGGGGGGGCUUUUAGGAAGCCUGAAAGGGGCAAAAAGCGCAUUGAAUAUGAUGGGGUGGGCUUACUCCUGAGUAAAGGUGCCUAGAGUUUUGUGUGUGUGUGUGUGUUUAAAAAACCAAAAACUUUUGGCCUGCUUUCUCUGCCAGCGUGCCUUUCAAGCAGCCUUGCGAAAUUUAGAUUGCAUAAAUUACCGGAAUACCACUUCCUUAAAAAUAAUUUAAAAAAAGAAAGCUUGCAAAAAUAGGUUUUCGUAUAACUCCUCUCUACCUGGUGAGCUGCAGGGUAGUUCUUUACCUGUUAAGAUUUCCUUCUCAGAAAAUAUGGGCCUGGAAAGAGAGAAAGGUUUCUUAUGUUUCUUCUUCAUUGAAGUUCUUUACAACGAAAAAACAAACUUGCUUGUGUUUCCUACUUAAGAAAAAGAGAGGAAAGCAAUAGGUUUUAGUAUAACUCCUCUACUUGGUUAGCUGCAGGGUAGUUCUUUACCUACUAAGCUUUCCUUCUCUGAAAAUAUGGGCUUGGAAAGAAAGGUGUCUUAUCCUUCUCCAUUGAAGUUCUUUACAAAACAAAAACAAAAACUUGCUUGUGUUUGCUACUUAAGAAAAAGAGAGGAAAGCAAUAGGUUUUAGUAUAGUUCCUCUACCUGGUGAGCUGCAGGGUAGUUCUUUACCUACCAUUCGUGAUUUGGCUUGUGUCCGCUUACAGGGUUGGGGUGAAUUUGGGGCAAGGGUUUAAAGGCCUUAAGCUUACCUUCUCAGAAAAUACGGGUUUGAAAAGAGAGAAAGGUGUCUUAUGCUUCUUCUGCAUUGACAUUCAUUCAUGAGGCCCAUGUCAUGUUUUCCAUGACUGUAAAAAUAAAGAAAUCCUAAUAUGUAUGACUGGAAAGGGUGUCACUUAUUUCUUGAUGCCCCUAAUAAAGGGGUGGGAAGUUCAAACUAUUUGGAGGUGGGUAGGUAAGUUGCUUAUUUGCCAGAAGCUUUUUAUGUUUUUGUUUCUUAAAGAAAACCACAGUUGCUUCUUAAAGAAAACAAUAUUUUGGAUUAUUCUGAAAAAAGUUUACAAACAAAUAUUCUAAGAGCUCCACAAGUGAAUAUAUUUUCCACUGAGAUUUGCUUCUCUGUUCAGGCUUAUUUCUUGAGAGACAGUUCGUGAGACAUUGCCACAAGACUCUUUUGCGGUGUACCAGACUUAGUGACAGAAAAAGCAAUCUGACCAUAGCAGCAGAAACAAGGGAGCAGCAUGGGACUGGUACAUGUGUGUACGUGUUUUGGAAAUGCAUCUGAAAUCAAUGCAGUUUAAAUUUGAAAUAUGUUGAUUUUUUGUUUUUUCUUCAAAACCUGCAGUGCAUCUCAUGUAGUGGUUUCCCUCGUAGAGAAGCAUCCAAACUAUAUGAUUAUUAAUCUUGAUAAGGUAAGACCCUUUUGCUUAAAUAAACAUAAACUAGCAAACCAACAUAUACUUGACAGGCAAUCAGUGACUGCAUGCAAGAUUUCAGGUCUUGAUUUUAAAGUAAGCCAUUACCAUGGAACUCAUAAGCAUGUGCUGCCAUGGUGAAUUUUGAUCUGGAAGGCCAGUGUCUUGCAAAAUACUCUAUUUACUUAGCUCUGGAGAUAAACAACAGUAAAUGAGAUCUGAAUGUUUGCAACUAUGCUACUUUAAUCCAAAUAGUCAUGUUCUAAGGGAGAAAUCUCAUGCAGAAGAAGCUGAUGUAAAGUGAGCUAGUGUAAAUUAAGGUGGCCUAAGCUUACACCAGAUCCAAACCAUGUUCAGCAGUUGCUUUGUUCUGUAUAAUAAAAAUAUUCAUUCAAACCUCCUCAGUACAUCUCCUUGUUCUUAUAUAAAUUGAAGGAUCACUCGGAGUAUAGAUUAGAGAUAGCACUUAAGGUUUAUUCAUAUGUUACAUAUUAUACUCGGUAACAGAUUCUAAACGAUGAAGUUCAGUGCAUUGUCAUUAAUGAAGGGAAAAAAAACUUAUCAUCCUUCACAGCUUACUGUUACUGACUUCCACACUGUUUCUUUUUGUAAUCCUGGCUUUUGGUCUUCUCAUUGACCAGUUCUGUGUGUCUUGCACAUUUAUCCAUGUAAAUAAAAAAUUAAACUCUUCCUUGGAAGGGUUUAUAAUGAAAAUACAGUCUCUAUAUCUCCUUCAGAUAUUAACUCUGCAGACCAAGGAGUUGUCAUUAAACAUAUACUUGCUUUCAUUAUACUUUUUCUCUCUCUUAAGAAUUCAUUUUCUUGACAUUUUUGUAAUUGAUAUGUGGAUGUGAUGAUUUUCAUUUAUUUCAUACCAAGACACACCUGAGUUUAAUUAAAAGGGUUGAUUUGUAUGAGUCCCAAGAUACAGAGAAGGUGGGUUGGAAGAGAAUGCGAUGAGAAAAAAUGAAGAAGCAGAAGUUUGACUCUAGAAAUAAAACUUCUCUGUUAUUUUCUUUUUUUGCUGUUAAGCUGGACUAUUGUGCAAGCUUAAAAAAUCUUGAGAGAGUUUCUGAGAGACAGAACUACAAGUUUAUCCAGGUAAACUAGAUCUUUUUUGGGGGGGGGUAAUUCAUUUUUAUUUUAAAAACCACCUACAAUAUAAAGGAUGCAUACCUGUGCAGACUUACCUGAGCUUAAGUCUUGUUAACUGACAUGGAACUGGUAGCUUUUUCUUUUCUUUGUUACUGAAUAUUUCACUGUGUUCACUGAAGUUAGAACUGACUGGAGCAUCCCUCCGCAGAGCUUUGUGAAGUGAAAAUAUUAAACUUUCUGCAACAGGUGUAAAAUUUGGUGUAGUUGAAGAGUUUUGGGCAUACAUAACCAAAGCUGAUGUUGACUACUAAUUUUAUACUUUUCAUCUUUUAUAGGGGGAUAUCUGUGAACCCAAUUUUGUAAAAGCAUUAUUUGAGGCUGAGAAAUUUGAUAUAGUGCUACAUUUUGCAGCUCAAACACAUGUAGGUGAGCAUUGCAUGUCACUACAAUAAUCUACUACUAGUAGUAGCUUCCCGUUUUUGCGCGAGGGGCAGAGGAUACUGCUUAUGCUGGCACUGCUAACAUAGCUGGACAUCUAUCUUGCUGAACCUCCUGGUGACAAUGUGCAUAAAUUGCUAUGUUUUACUGUUUUGCCAUUGUGUCCCUUGAUUCAUCAUUGCUUAAACUUUUGACAUCAGGUGUUAACUAUGCUGCUGCUGUGAGUGGCACAGAACAUCUGGCCCAUGGACCUGAUUAAUGUCUUUAAUAGGAGCUGCUCAGAGUGGCUGGGGAAACCCAGCCAGAUGGGUGGGGUAUAAAUAGUAAAAUUAUUAUUGUUAUUAUUAGGCCCCGUAGGGAUCAGCCUGCAGUAGCAGUAGCUGCUGAGUGGAGUUUGGGUCUGAUGGAACUUUAUCAUGGCUUAAUACUGGCUUGCUUUAUACCAGCUUCUUGUGUGUAGGACUGCUCUCUUAAGAGUAGUUUUGUUCUACUGCAUAUGGAGACAACAUUUUUUCUUUUACUUGAGUUCAUGUUGUAGGUCUGAAGGUCCCCCAGAGAUCAUGGCCUUCAGGCUUUUUUUGGUACCACGUUUGACGUACAUUUCUCUUUAUUAUUUUGUCUCAAAACUUAGAUCUUUCUUUCUGGCAUAAGCUUGAAUUCAACUAUGUCAACGUUUAUGGAACUUGCAUUCUGGUUGGUGCUGCUUAUGAGGCUAAUGUGGAGAAGUUCAUAUAUGUCAGUACUGAUGAAGUUUAUGGGGGAAGCUACAACAAGGUGAGCUUGAAUUAAAUGAGUUUCUUACAUCUCUUACCUUCAUGUUUGUCUCUUGGGUGAAUUAAACAGGCCUUGAUCUUGCAAUGACCAGUAAGUGGAGACUGUUAGCUUUGUUCAACUAGUACCACUUUACUUCCCAUGACCAACCAAUAAAAAUAGACAAACAUUAGGAACUGAGCCUCUCUUGUUUCCAACUUAGUAAGCAUAUUGUUUUAACAUUUACACCAGUGUUCGGCCACUUGAAAAUAACCAAAAGAUAAUGAUCAUCUUACACAGAAGGAAUGUCCUGGUACAAAUUUGACCUAAAGCGUUGUUGAUUCUGCUGUCUUUAAAGGAUGCAAGAGUUUUUGUUAGUACUUUGGUAUUUUAGGAUUGCUGUGCAAGUAAAUGCUUUUUUUUCAGUAAGAGGAUGGAACAUGAAACCUCACUUGUCAUGGAGCAAGAGUAAAAUAUUAAUUACUGGUAAAGGUAGUCAGAGUUGAAUUUAGGAGAACACUUUGGGCAGGGUGGUUUCCUUAUACUAUAUAGGUAGACAGGAUCACUCUCCCUUUUUCCAUGAUUUCAGCUGCAUCUGCUAGGAAAAGGAUCAGGCCCUCUGGGGUAUCUUGCAGCACAAUCCUAACCAACAUCUACUCAGAAGCAGUGGCGUAGCGUGGGGGGUGCAGGGGGGGGCCGGCCGCACCGGGCACAACAUCUGAGCUCGCACUCGCAGCUCUCUGCCCCUACCUGGCUCACUCACUCUCUCUCACUGCAGUGCUGGCUGUGCGAAUCCGAUCCGAGCCGCUGGGUCGCCGCCCACUGUGGGGGUGUGUGCCAGGCGUGCGGUGCGGAGAGAGAGCGAGGGACUAUCUGGGGGAGGGACAGUGCAGCGGCCGCCCAGCGCAGCGCUGAGCGCGGGAGAGAACCACACCAGACCAGACCAGGCAGCAGCAAGAAGAAGCUGGCAGCGGCGGCAGGUUAGGGGGCGCAAAUUACUUGCCUUGCCCCGGGUUAAGGGGCGCAAAUUACUUGCCUUGCCCCGGGUGCUGACAACCCACGCUACGCCGCUGCUCAGAAGUAAGCCCUAUUGAAUUCAGCAGGGCUUACUUCUAGGUAAGUGGGUUAGUAUUUUAUCCUUAUGUGCUUAGCUGGGGGUAGAUUUUUCUUAGCACUACUGCUAAUUAGAGAGUGGAAGUAUUAUUUGGGUAUGAUGUUAGAUAACUAGCAAUGAGAAAGAUUCAGGUAGGUAGCCUUGUUGGUCUGAUGCAGUUGAAAUAAAUAAAAUUUUAAAAAUUAUUUUUUUUAAAAAAUAAAAAAAUAGUCUAGUAGCACAUUAGAGACCAACUAAGUUUGUUCUAGGUAUGAGCUUUCGUGUGCAAGCACACUUCUUCAGGUACUCUUCAUGCACACAAAAGCUUAUACCUAGAACAAACUUAGUUGGUCUCUAAGGUGCUACUAGACUAUUUUUUAAAUUUAUUAGCAAUGAGAAAAACCUCUUAAAUUUUUUCACUCCGUAUAUAGCAUUUUGUGUUUAUUCCAAAGUGGUGGAGGUGUUUUUUUAAUUUACUACAUGUUUUUGGCAAGCUUGCACUGCUUAUUUGUGUUAACUCAAACCAAAAAAGGAAAGGUGUCUAAAGUAACAAUUUGCAUGCAAUUCCACAACUAUCUUAAACAUUACUGUUGGUAUAUAAAUGUAGAAUUUAGUAUUGUGCAACCAUUAGCCAAACUGAACAACGUUUCUAUGAAUUAUUGCUACAAUAGUAACUUAAUGUUUUUACUUUCGAGCUUAUCCUCAAUCACUAGUCUAGUUUGUAGACUAAUUAAGCCAUGAAUUACUGUUUCCUGAAAACACUGGCAAAUGACAUAACUGUGGUUUAUUUAUUACCAAGAAACCAGAAUAUAAAGUUAUGAUUUGUCACUGGCUUACGAACCCUGCUUUGUUUUACCAAUGACUUGCUCUUAAUGUGUGAGUCUAGUACCCUUCCUUAACCAUAGUUUGUUUGGUUGCUUAACCCCAGAUGCUCACUAAGCUACAAAGACACAAGGCUAGUGUUAAAAAAAUCCCAAACAGUGGAGGAACAAGCUGUUCUCUGCUGCUUUAUCAGGCAGCUCAUGGUUAAUUUGAGGUUUGUUAAAUAAGCCAUAGUUUAGCAUUAUGUGAGAAUCGGACCAUUAACAAGAGUCAUUUUAAGCUGGCUUGUAAAUCAAUAUAAAUUCUUUUUAAGACUUUGAAUGUCUGGCAUGUAAAAAAAUUGUUCUAGGAAUUUGAUGAAUCCUCAUCUAAAAAACCGUCAAAUCCUUAUGCAGCUUCUAAGGCGGCAGCUGAAUGCAUUGUCCAGUCAUAUUGGGAAAGAUACCAGGUAAGCAGAAAUGAAACUUGAUAUUUUAGGUACUAUUAUUAAUUAUUUGGAUUUCUGAACAUGGUCCAUAUGCCCAAACAUGUUUUGGACACAGCAGAAAUGCACAACAACCCACACUGAGGUUAAAGAAGUUACCACCGCAAACUAUAUACGUUUAGUCAGAAGUCAAUUUCAUUAUGUUCAAUGGGCUAGCCAAUGUUGUGUCCUCCAGAUACGAUGGGACUACAACUCACAUCAUUCCUCACCAUUGGCCAUGCUGGCUAGGGCUGAUGGGAGCUGGAGGACACAAUAUUGGCUACCCCUGCUAUGCUGGUACUAGCGAGUUUUAAAAUACAUAGUAGAUUUCCAGUAUAAAAUAUGGUAGUUAUAUUUUUGCCGUGGGCUUACUUACAACAAAAAAUGAACAUUUAAAAACUUGAUAUGUAACCUGCUAAACUUGCUAUGCUUGUUUGUGGUUUUCUGUGAAAUGCUGCACCACAGGUAUCAAUUUCCUGAUAACGUCUGGCUUUUCCCUCUUUCGAGAAUAUCUGUUUAGCCUCUGACUCCAAAGCCCAGCCUUUAAGACAGGCAUCCCCAAACUCGGCCCUCCAGAUGUUUUGGAACUACAAUUCCCAUCACCUCUGACCACUGGUCCUGUUAGUUACGGAUGAUGGGAGUUGUAGUCCCAAAAUAUCUGGAGGGCCGAGUUUGGGGGUGCCUGCUUUAAGAGAAGUGAAGCAUGUCCCAGAGUCCCCUUUCUGCUGCUCCAUAUUGGAAGCAAGGAAUACUUUAAAAUAGAACACCACUGAUUACUCUUGUGGGCCUGGUGGCCACGUGGCACGAUGUAUAGGUAUGCUUGUCAAGGAGCAAGAUUUUUUUAGUUUGUGUACGUGGUGAUAAGCCCAGGCUUGCCAUUGUAUAACAUGCAGUUGGGCCCAAAGUCCUAUCCCAAAAGGGUAUUAUUUUGAUCUUAGCUGAUAUUCUUCAGAGCUGUGAAAAGUGCACCACUUACUGCUUCUUCUGUUUAUGGAAGAAGGCAUUGGUUUGUAUCUUUACUAGUCCCCUGCAAACAGAAGGCCUUGUUGCAUUUGCAGAGGGAGCUGUGAGGCUAGGACAUGAUUUUUUCAUUUCAUUUCACUUCACUUUUAAUUUGUAUACAGUGGUACCUCGGGUUAAGUACUUAAUUGGUUCCGGAGGUCCGUUCUUAACCUGAAACUAUUCUUAAACCUGAAGCACCACUUUAGCUAAUGGGGCCUCCUGCCGCCGCGCCACCAGAGCACGAUUUCUGUUCUCAUCCUGAAGCAAAGUUCUUAACCCGAGGUACUAUUUCUGGGUUAGCGGAGUCUGUAAACUGAAGCGUAUAUAACCUGAAGCGUAUGUAACCCGAGGCACCACUUUACAGUCUUUGUAUUUUACAAUACCCAAGGUGGUUUGCAAGCUGAAGAAACAAAGAAUGUACACCUUAUAACAAUCUAAUCCAAUUCAAAAAUGUGAUAAUAAAACAUAACUUUAAAAUAAGCAACUUAUAUCAAACAAAGUAAUGUACAACAAUCCAUUAGAAUACUAUAGAGUAAUAUUAAAUAUCAGCAUGUAAAAAAUUAAACAGAAAUCCACUCUUAACAAUUACAAUAAAUAAUUUCUAAACUAUAAUCAAUAAAACAUUGGCAAAUCACAGUGCAUAAAAUAAUACAAUACAAACUGAGAAGCAGAGACUGGCGGGUGGGGCAAGGCAGAUGAAAGAAGGCCUUGCCUGAUGAAGUCUCUCCCCUCACAUGAUGUUUCUCAUGCUGCUUGGGAGGAUAUACUAACACCCUAGAGCAGGUUUCACAGGGGGAAAUCAGCUGGGUGGUGGGAGGAAGGGGAGAUGCCCCCCACCAGCAGAACCUGAGUUAGGAUCUAAGCCAUCGCAAGCUUUUUUAUGGCUGUUCUCCUUGAAUUUGUGCUGGCACACUCAUAGUAUAUCCUUUAAAGUUUCCAGUGGUUAUCACGCGGAGCAGCAAUGUUUAUGGACCCCAUCAGUUUCCAGAAAAAGUAAGUGAGACGAAGGCAUUUCUUUUAUCAAACAAACCCUUUGUGAGCCCUCAGUUAACAAGUCACAGUACUUUACCAAGCAUUUAUUACGUGGUCUCUGUUCUGUAGAAUUACUGCUUAUUAAUGUGCAUGCCGUCAAAUAUUAAGAGUUGGCCAUUCAUCUAGCUAGGGAUUUUAGCAUGUGUAAAUAGGCUUCCAUGCAAAUAGUAAAUCUCAGCCAGGUGAGGAACCAUGCAUGUAGCUAAGUGCUACCCGUCCAGUUCACCUCUCCGAUCCAGCAGCCAAAAUUGUGUGUGCAGAACCCAUAAUUGAAAACAUUUUGGCUUUUAAUUGGCUGUUUAGCAGGUGGAGCAGGUUGUGGUUUCAGCCCCUUACCUUUAAAAAAAGAAGGCACUGCUACAAGUGAUUGGUGGUCUUUAUUACUGUCCGUUGCUAGAAUUAAAUAUGUUCUCACACAAAUAUUUCAAACAAGCUGAAAGGUUUAUCAUUCUCUUUAAGUAGCCUGGAUUAACAAUUGCUGCCUAUUUUUAAUGUUUCUUAGGUUAUUCCAAAGUUCAUUUCUCGCUUGCAGCAGAACAGAAAAUGGUAUGUAUCACAGUCAUAUUCGGUCCCCCUGCCCCUUCUGUUAUAAGUGUAUGGCAAGCUAAGUCAGUCACAUGCACCCUUGAAAUUGAACACCCCGUGCUAAAAUCAGUCCGGACAGUAAAAUGGGUCACGUUUUGAGACCGCACUGCCCUGGGACAAAACCUGCAUGCACAACUGCUUUUAAUCAACAACAAUAGGUAUAUGGUUUCUUAAUACUCUGUCCCACCACAGGAGGUCAUAGAUGGGCAUAGCAGAGUCACUGUUUCAUGCUUUUCGCUAAUUUAAAACCUUGCUGAAGAGAAUGUAUAAUGCUGGGGUAAAGAAGAUUUGUUUUCUUGGUCUUGUAGUUUCUCAUUGACAUGGAUUUACACCUGUUAUAUGUUUUAACACUGCUAGGACACACUCUGUAGUGUAAAGUCUGACACAGGGUGCAGUGCAACAGCCACUUUUCUGUAAUUCUUUGUAACUUGCUGUGUGUGCCACCAGAUUUAUUGCCAUUGUGAAGAAUUAGCAUGAAUGGAGGUUGUGUUUUGUUAUCACAUACUUUGCCCUUUGUAAGCAGUUUAUAAUUUUGCAAACCUGGCUGGAAUGUUAAAAUAGCGUUUGAAAGCAAUGCUAAAUGUAUGCACUGUCUUACUUGCUUGUAGCUGUAUUCAUGGCUCAGGACUUCAGAGAAGAAAUUUUCUUUAUGCCAGUGACGUAGCCGAAGCAUUUCUUACUGUUAUGAAGAAGGGGCAGCCAGGGGAAAUCUACAACAUUGGGACCAGCUUUGAGAUGUCGAUUGCACAACUUGCAAAGGAAUUAAUCCAUCUAGUGAGUAACAAACAGUGUUGGAAAUUGGUGGCUUAGUAGCAAUAAAUACUGACUAGGACAAAUGAACUCUAUUGAUACAUUUCAGUAAAUGACUCUGUAAGAUGUGUGUGUGCAGAUACAUUUGGAAAUGGGGGAGCAUGUGCAAAGUUUUAUUUUACUAACCAGUGGGGUCUGUUUGCUCUGCCUUUGAUCCUGUGUUGACAAAUUCAUUUCCAUCAUAUUUCAGGAAGGCUCUCUGCUUUUGGUUUUUUUGUUUAUUUUCUAGCACUCGCAUGCUUAUAUGUUUAAACAUUUGACUUAACCUCUUUUUGCCUAUACAGUGGUACCUCAGGUUACAUAUGCUUCAGGUUACAUACGCUUCAGGUUAAAGACUCCGCUAACCCAAAAAUAGUGCUUCAGGUUAAGAACUUUGCUUCAGGAUGAGAACAGAAAUCGUGCUCCGGCAGCGCGGCGGCAGCAGGAGGCCCCAUUAGCUAAAGUGGUGCUUCAGGUUAAGAACAGUUUCAGGUUAAGAACGGACCUCCGGAACGAAUUAAGUACUUAACCUGAGGUACCACUGUAACUAUUAUUAUUAUUGCUGUUAUUAAAUUUGUAUGCUGCCCUUCAUCCAAAGAUCCCAUAGUGUUUCACAACAUAAAAUACAAAAUGAGAACACAAAAUACAUAAUAAAAACAAAAACAAGCCAAUAAUCACCUCCCACAACACUUGGAAAACUUCAAUGACAAGAAAAGUGGCUUCAUUAUUGAAGCUAGAGAAAUCAGUUAGGCUUUCAUAGAGGAAGGUUGAUAGGGUAGAAUCAUAGAAUUGUACAGUUGGAAGGGAUCUGAGGGUCAUCUAGUUCAGCUCCCUGCUAUGCAGGAAUCUCAGCUAAAUAAUCCGUGGCAGAUGGUCAUCCAACCUCUGCUUAAAAACCUUCCAGGAAGAAGGGUCAACCCCUUUCCAUGAGAAGCCGUUCCACUGUCGAAGAGCUCUUAACGUCAGAAAGUUCUUUCUGAUGUUUCACCAGAAUCUCCUUGUAACUUGAAGCCAUUGGUUCAGGUGUUACCCUCUAGAGGAGGAGAGAACAAGCUUUCUCCACCUUUCGUGUGACAGCCCCCAAUCCAUUUUCUGCUCAAACCAGCCCCCCCCCCCCAAAGUUCAGUCCAGGGAAGAAUGUGGCUUACCUAAUUACAGCAGACUUCCUACGGUGGGCUCCUCACUGAAAUGUUGUGUUUAUGGAUGUACCCAUUAAUUCCAUUAGAGUCUCCCUUUCCAACACUUUCAGGUAUCACCAAUUACAGUGGUACCUUGGGUUACAUAUGCUUCAGGUUACAUACACUUCAAGUUACAGACUCCGCUAACCCAAAAAUAGUACCUCGGGUUAAGAAUUUUGCUUCAGGAUGAGAACAGAAAUUGUGCUCUGGUGGCGCGGCGGCAGCAGGAGGCCCCAUUAGCUAAAGUGGCGCUUUAGGUUAAGAGGUUUCAGGUUAAGAACGGACCUCCGGAACGAAUUAAGUACUUAACCCAAGGUACUACUGUAUAUAAGAACGCGCCAGUUCUUCUUUUUCUUCUCUUUAAGUGAUUCAAGGUAGUUCCAUACAAACUACUAGGGCAAAUCCUCACCACUUAUCUGCAUGGCUUCACGCUUUUAUAUUAUGGUCAAUAUUGCAUGGCUCAGAAUAUAUUUAGUAACCAUGUUAGUCACAUACACCAAACGAUAAACACCUUUGAUUUGGGCUGACUAGCUAGCACUUAGCAUCUUAAAUGCAAGAUUUAUUUACGGCCACCUGAGUGUUUCUCACAACUUACGUCUCUUGUUUUCCUUAGUAGUUUAUAGAUACAACUAGCAGCACUUGGGAAUCAUCUACAUUUUAAACAAAACAGAGGAUGGAAAUUUUUGUGGAAAUCUGCUCAUUAGAAGUAGUUGUGCUUACAACACAAUAGAAAUCAAAAACAUUUUGUUAAAUGUUAAGUCUCUCACUGCUGACAUAGAUCUCCCCCACCCUCCUGAUUUACAGAUUAAAAAUACCAGUUCUGAAGCAGAGACAGAAUAUUGGAUGGAUUAUGUUAAAGACAGGUAAGAUAUUUAUUAUUUCGUUUCAAAUAUUUUGUCCUGUCCUGUCCUGUAAAAUAUCCCACAGGAUUUCAGAUGCCAUCAUAAUUUGGGUAAUAUUAUGUGUCCUCUUCUUUGGUGGUACAGAAUGUUUUCCUUAUGUUACAGCGAAGCCAAAUUUUGAGCUCUUCUGCCCCCCACCCUUUGUAGGUUGGGCUGUGGCAUGGAGAAGCAAGCAUGGAGCUUUGCUGUACAAUCCUUUCCUGCUCCAGGAUAGGAAGAUGAGUUAGGUCCUGGGUGCCCAAGGUAAAAAGGUAAAGUUAAAGGACCCCUGGAUGGUUAAGUCCAGUCAAAGGUGACUAUGGGGUUGUGGCGCUCAUCUCGCUUUCAGGCCAAGGGAGCCGGCGUUUGUCCACAGACAGCUUUCUGGGUCAUGCGGCCAGGAUGACUAAACCGCUUCUUGCGCAAUGGGACACUGUGACGGAAGCCAGAGAGCACGGAAACGCCUUCCCGCCACAGUGGUACCUAUUUAUCUACACCCUUGUGCAAAUUAAUUGAAACAAAGCAUGUUUUCUGUCUUACUCGUAAUCCUGUACUCAAAACAAACACGAAAAGUCACUUGAUCAUUAUGGUGUCAGAAGCCUGCAGCCAAUGGAAGGAAUGAUGUGCUUGCCACAAUAUAUUGAGGUUCUACCAAAGAGAGUUAUUCCAGAGCUGGAGAAGAGGUAUCCUGACAGUACUGGGAUAUUGCAGCAGCACCUAGCCCCCUGUCACACAUCAAAAGUGGUGAAGAAAUUCAUGACAGAGCAGUACUUGAUUGGCCAGAGAAUUCCCCAGACAUAAAUCACAUUGAGAAUUUGUGGGCUAUAUGCAGAAGUCGCCUUCGUGCUGUAGACUGUAUGACUAUGGAAAAGCUCAUUCAGGCGCUGAUUCAAGUGUGGUACAGGGAUCCAAAAAUCAACAGUGACUGUUUGAAACUAGUAGACUCCAUGCCAAACCGUGUUCAAAUGCUGCUUAAAAAUAGCGGAGGUCAUAUCCGAUACUAAUGUAUGUAUAUGUGAGUUUUGUACACUAAACAACAUUGUUUCAAUUAAUGUGCACAAGGAUGUACUAGUACUGGUGUGCUUUUGAACCGCUAGGUUGGCAGGAGCUGGGACAGAGCAACGGGAGCUCAUCCUGUCGCGGGGAUUUGAACCACCGCCCUUCUGACCGGCAAGCCCAAGAGGCUCAGUGGUUUAGACCAAUACACACUCCCAAGCCUCAGAGCUUGAAAGGGGGCAGUGAUUGUCUUAGCAUUAUGUUUGGACUCAGGUUCACAGUUUGUCUUACUUCAGACAAACCAUGAGCAGUGAACCCAGAACAAACCUUUGGUGUAGCUUUGCAUGCAAGCUGAGUCACUGCAUUUCAUAUUGGCGUAGACACUGCUUUUAUGUUUUACCAACCAUCGCGUGACUUGCUUGAGACUUUUAACUAUUUGAAAGUAGCUUAUGGCUUAUUGCUACAGUUAAACAAAGACCCUUUACUUGGAUUUGGAUAUAAAAGUAAUGAGCCAAACUACCCAGUAUUUUUACUGGAAUAUUUUAUUUCUGUUUUAUAGUUCCUUGAAGCAAUUCGGUUAAAGAUUUCAUAUAAUGAAGCUUCUUCUUGAAAAACCAAAAACAUCACAAGAGAUAUUCAAUUGGGUCUGCGGUCACACGGCAAUUUUUUGGUCUUCCUGGCAUUUCCUGUUAUUUUCUGCAUUGCAUUUGAUCUUUCACACAAUGGAAAUCUGGCUGAAUUUAGCAUUAAUUGCUUUACAGAUAAAUUCUGUAUCCAACUCUUUUAGCUUGGAAAACCACAGGAAUCUGGCGUUUUAAUUUCAUGUGACAAAUUUUGGGGUGGUAUCCCAGCAUGCAGUCCUUUCCUGCCAUUUAAAAUUUAGUGUAACAUGGUGGUAUAUCAGUUUAGUGUAAUGUGGUAUAUCAAUCAAUUUAGUGUAACAUGGUGAUAUAUCGAUCAAAAAGCCGCCACUCCAAAAUGAAACAAGUACUUCAGUGUGAAAGGAACUUUUGAAAUCAGGAAAGAAAUGUUAUAUAUAAUAAGAAAAACUAACACAGUAAUCCCCUCAUCUGAAUUCGCACAGAAUGAUUGAAUCAAUGGACCUAAGUUAACUGAUUUUAGUAGGUCUGCUCUAAGUAUGAUGAAUGUUGUUUAUUGCUAGAUGCAGCUACUGAAAUAGUCCUAAAUGUGACUUGUUCUUAUCUAUCUCAUUUUCUUUACAUGUACCAAUAAAAUGUUUCAUCUGCGUCUAUGUGAUUUAUGGUCUCGCUUAAUACAUUUAGGGUUGUAGAAAGAGUGGUUUUCUUUUAUGAGAAAUUAGAAGUCGUCAGUGUGGUGUAAUAGAUAAAAUAUGAGUCUUGAAUCAAGAAUACUUGAGGUUGAAGGGAUGCGGGUGGCGCUGUGGUCUAAACCACUGAACCUCUUGGGCUUGCUGACCAGAAGGUUGGCGGUUUGAAUCCCUGCAAAGGGAUGAGCUUCCUUUGGUCUGUCCCAGCUCCUGCCAAUCUAGCAGUUCGAAAGCACGCCAGUGCAAGUAGAUAAAUAGUUACCGCUGUGGUGGGAAGGUAAACGGCAUUUCCAUGUGCUCUGGUUCCGUUGUACCAGAAGCAGUUUAGUCAGGCUGGCCACAUGACCUGGAAAGCUGUCUGUGAACAAAUGCUGGCUCCCAAUGAAGCUUACGACUCUGUCAGCCUAAGCAACCUUCUAGAGUUGUUAGGAUACGAUGAGAGCUCCUUGGACAAAGAGUGGGACAGAAACGUAGUAAACUUUGAAAUGGAGUUUUGAAUAUGCAAGGGCUUUCAAAACUCCAUUUCAGCGUUUUGAUACAUUUCCUGAAAAAUGCUGUUGGUGUUAAGGCUUAAGGAUGUUCAUAAUACUCCUUUCUAAUUUGUUUUUUUAAAAAUAUAAAUUGACUGGGAUCUGAUUUGGCAUGUUUGUGUUAUGUUUUCCACAUGGUUUUAAUUUACACACGCCCCAUUUAGUGACUGGAAUUGUGAUGGGUUAUACAAAUUAAAGGGGCGCGGGUGGCGCUGUGGGUUAAACCACAGAGCCUAGGACUUGCCGAUCAAAAGGUCGGCGGUUCAAAUCCCCGUGAUGGGGUGAGCUCCUGUUGCUCGGUCCCUGCUCCUGCCAACCUAGCAUUUCGGAAGCACAUCAAAGUGCAAGUAGAUAAAUAGGUACCGCUCUGGCGGGAAGGUAAAUGGCGUUUCCGUGCGCUGCUCUGGUUCGCCAGAAGCGGUUUAGUUAUGCUGGCCACAUGACCCGGAAACUGUACGCCGGCUCCCUCGGCCAAUAAAGUGAGAUGAGCGCCGUAACCCCAGAGUCGGUCACGACUGGACCUAAUGGUCAGGGGUCCCUUUACCUAUACAAAUUAAAACUAAACUAAAGGUGUUCAUAAUCAGAAUGUAUAUGAAUAUAUCUAUGCACCUGCUAGGGUCAGUCACCUGAAAAUGCAAUUACAACUUCUCAAAUUCAUUGGUAUUCAUCCAUAAUAUUCCAAAUAAAUUUCCCAUGUUUGAGGUUAGUGGUAGUAUAUUUUUCUGCCCUACAUGACUGAUCUUUGCUGUGAUUACUCACACUCAGGUCUGUGAAUGCAGUAAUCGAGUCACAGAUUGGAAAUUAUUUGGGUGCCUUGCAAGUGCGUAAUAUUUGUGAAUAUAGACUAUUUUGUGUAAAUCAUGCGUGUUUAACAAGAGAAGGAAGGGCAGCCUAAAGAUUAAUCCAAAGGAAUAAAGUGCUGAACUUCUAAAUGUCCUUUGAAGGUAAUUAAUACACAUGCUGUAUGAAACUUUGAGUUCUCCAUAGGAAUAACACUCUUCUCAUUUAUUUAAAGGCCUACGAAUGACUUGGGAUAUCCAAUGAAUUCUGGAAAAAUGCACAGCUUGGGCUGGAGACCUAAAGUACCUUGGAAUGAAGGAAUAAAGAAAACCAGUAUGUUGUAUUGAUACUAAAUCUGGAAUGAGAGUGGAAGGAAAGCAGGGCAGCACUGUUUUCAAAAAACCUGUUUUUUUAUAGGUUACUUAGGAGAGUAAGCUGUUUACUGAAUUAGCUAAAGCUAGAAUUUUUAAAGUAAAGGCUUUGAACCUCCCAUUGUAUUUUUGUUUGUUUAUACAGUCAUACCUUGGAUCCCAAACUCCGAACAAGUUGGAUCCUGAACGAUCGAAACCCGGAAGUGAGUGUUCUGGUUUUCGAACGUUCUUUUGGAAGCCAAAUGUCCGACAGGGCUUCUGCGGCUUCUGAUUGGCUGCAGGAGUUUCCUACAGCCAAUGAGAAGCCACGCUUUGGUUUCCAAACGUUUUGGAAGUCGAACGGACUUCCGGAAUGGAUUCCGUUCGACUUCCAAGGUAUGGCUGUAAUGGUAAGAGAGGAAAUUAAUGUUGCUUCUGUGAGCUUGAGAGUAGGCACUGUGUGUUGGGGUGGGGGAAGCAGUAAGAAAUAUGAGAAUAAAAAUUAUCUGCAUCCAGGCAACUGUUAGACUAGACCACAUAAGCACUUUUCACAUACAUCAAUUACGUUUGGACGUGGUACAUGCUUGGUUGCCGUUGGUGCUUUUUUUUUCUAAAAAAAAGGUUUAGGGGUACUCUCAUUUUCCUACCCAUAUUGAAAUACUGCCCCUCAAUGAGGCCAAACUUAGAUUUAUAAAAUGUUUAGGGGUAUUUGUACCCCUGCCCCCCAAAAAAGCACUAGUUUCCACCAUUAGCUUAAGUGCCCAAUUAAGUUCCUAGGCUGCUCUUGAAACUUGGCAAAGGACUGCAGACCUCGACUUAAACUUCCAUAAGACAAAUAUUUGUUCACAAGCUAACCUGGAAUUCAGGGCCUUCUGUAUGUGAGCAAAAGGCAACUCUGCUCGUGCAAGUAUUGCCUGAAUUUCACCAACUUGUGCUAAAACCCUGUGGACCUUGAGGAGUGGGGGUGCCUUCUCAAGAGACACAAGGGCCUGUAGAGGAAGAUAGGAUGGCUUGUUGUGAGAGCAGAGUUCUGCGUACCUUGUCUCUGGUUCCAACCAGAGAAACAAGUCUGUAUAUGCUGUGAGAUGAAAUUGACUUCCUUUAGGGGCGAUCAAAUGCCCUUAUUAAUCCUAAAUGUCUGGCAUUGUUACUCUGCUGUUAACAACAUUUCAACCAUCAUAAACCAAAACUUUUUAUUUGUGCUUUUUGGUUCCUGAAUCCUUGAAAUGUGCUGCCAAAAAAAUCAUGAGACAGAAACCUUCUUCAAACUGAAAAAUACACUGUCUUGAUUAUAACUAGUACCCUGUAAUCUGUCACCCUCUGCACUUAAUGAUUUUGUGUGUGUUUUUGUAGCCUGCAUGGAAUAGCACAGUAAGAUUGCUUAUUACAUAUUCAUGCUUUGAAAUCUUCCUUUUCUUGUGCUAGUUGAAUGGUAUCAAGAAAACUUCCACAACUGGAAGAACGCGGAGAAAGCUUUGGAGCCUUUUCCUGUUGCUGAAGAAUCGGUAUGAUUUAGUCUGCGGCAAAGUUGUGAAGAAAAAUAAUAACGAAGGAAAACAUUCUACCUCAAGAUCAUCGCAUUAAUGAAAAACUGUACUCAAGCAGCAAAAUGGGAUUGUAUUCAUGGAAUGUCAACUAUCAAUAAUAUCAAGAAAGACAAUGGAGUACAAUGGGCUGUAAGGGCUAACGCCUUUUAAUCAGCAUUCCAGUGCAAUAUUGAAGCUUUAAUAUUUUUCUAUAAAAAUAAUAAUUGAAUUGGAGCAAUUUUUAUUAAAUAAUGCACUUUUUAAUACAUAUAGCUGUUUUUCAUUUUAAUUAUUUAUUAAUGUAUUGUAUUGACAGGGUUAUAGUUUUUUACAACCUAGGCAGCAGAUUUUGGUUCAGGAGUAUUUUCUGCUUUUUGUAGUUGUAUCUUCCUGUCCCAGAAGUCUAUGCUUGAUCACGUGCUUGUUUUAAAAUACUGUCAUAUCAUGUAUCCUCAAUGAUCUGGUAAGGAAAUCUGUCUCCCAUUGCUCUACAGAAGUUGAGCUUUGUAGACAACCAAAGACUUCUCUGAACUCAAGAAUACAGUAUAGAAACCUGAGAGUGCCCUCAUGCCAAAUAUUUAUCAUUUCUAAUAGCUUCUUUCAAAUUUAUUUUGAAGAAUAACAGUGCUUCCAAAUUUAAUUUGUCUUUCUUGUUGCCUAAAAGUAUUUUAACUCUAUGAACAUGUGAAAUUAUGUGAACAAUAUUAAAAUGUAAGACCAUGUUAAAUGU